Messenger RNA from Teleopsis dalmanni, 5426 nucleotides. Its product is annotated as nucleoprotein TPR-like. Gene Ontology annotation, molecular function: ATP binding; protein kinase activity. The record is from RefSeq and is a predicted model, not a curated record. The coding region runs from base 330 to 5426 and encodes 1698 amino acids. NCBI's taxonomy places the organism in Eukaryota, Metazoa, Arthropoda, Insecta, Diptera, Diopsidae. Gene Ontology annotation, biological process: protein phosphorylation. The transcript has 8 exons.
UUUUAUCUAAAAACGAAUUCAAAAUUCGCUCAAAAUAUUAUAAAAUACAAAAAUAAAAUCAACUUAAAAAUAAAACCUAAAAGUAUUUGCAAGUGAAUAUUUGCACUAUUUUUAAAACAAUUUGUUAUACUGCAAAUACAAACACUUUUUAUUUAUUAAAAGAAAUAAAAAAAAUCCGUAAAAACUGUGAGAAACACCUAUAAAUAUAUCAGUAGAUUAGUACAAAUUCUUAAGUGCUUUUUAAGUAAUUGAUACAACAAUAACAACCAUAAUAUAUAGAGCACAUAUUAUAAAUAUAAAAACAAAUCAAAAGAAAAAAAUUUCUGAAAAUGCCUCUCUAUUCUGACUCCAAUUUUUACUACAGCGGCGGCAGUAGUCAACUCUUUUCGCCGUAUUAUACUCCUGGUCAUUAUACAAGUUCAACGAGCUCACAUGGAAGUGGUGCUUAUGGACCUUAUACCUCCACUUUUAAUCGAAAUUAUAGCGGUAGCUAUAUUGUGCCUUUAACACCGCCACGUACUUCUAGUUAUACUUCACAUAAUCUCUCAUCGCGAUAUCAGCCAAAACUAUCAACCAUAACAGAGACAUCUACAUUGAUGAGCAACCCUCGUCACACAACCCUCUUGCCACUGACACGCAUACAAUCGCCAAAGUUUACUGACUACAAACCCACAACAACAACCAGUCUAACGUCAAAAUAUAUACCUCCACGACCAAUACAGAUCAACACUGCUGAUAUUGAUGUGUCCUACUCACGGUAUGACAAGCAUAAGGAGAAAGAGGAGGCGCACAAAAGAGAAGAAGCGAUAAAAUCAACUAUUAACUCAGAGAAUAAUAAACAGAGUGUAGAAAGUACAAAUAACUCAAAUGCAGUACUGGCAGAGGAACAACGUCCAGCGCGUUCUACCAUCAAACGUGAUCGAGCAGUUGUACGUUUAUCGACAAUACGCUCACGAAGCAGAGAUCGUGCAGCAAAAAGAACUCCGAAAAACUCUAAGGAACAUACUCCGGAGCUCAAGGAAAAGAAGCUUAAAGAGACAAGCGACACUAACGAAGAAAAAUUAAGUUGGCGUCAAAAACUCGCAGAUGAUUUAGCAGCAAUUCCUACCUAUCCUAUCAAAAAAUCUCCAGGUGAACUUAUGCGUGAGAGGUAUUUAAUACAGGAAGCAAAACCGAAUGAGCCACUUGACUUAGCCCACAAGCGUAUUGAUGCUGAACUGCAAGAUGUUAUUAAUGAAAUGAUUGUGGAAGUCGAUCCCAUAGAUAAUAGUAUACGUCGAUUAAGCAUACCAAAAUGUCCUACUUUUCACGAUAUAUGUGAAGACAUAUCCUCAGAUAAAAUUGAUGAUGAUCUUAAUGCAGGUGAACUGAGAAGACGUGCUUCUAUAAUACUGGAACAAGAACAAGAAAUUAUAAAUCAAUUACAGAAAUCAGCCUCAGGCAGCUUUCAGUUGAUUCACUUACAAAGACAAGAUAGUCAAGAACAUUUAAAUGAUGAGACAGCGUCACAUCGACAAUCGGGUAAUAAACGCAAAUCGAAAAAGAGCAAAAAAAUAAAACACAAGAUAACAGCUAUUGUCGAAAUUGAAAAUUCUCCAUUGGCUCCCAUUUCACAAGAGCAAGAAGAAGACAUCAACACACCCUCGAACAAGAACCCAAACCCAACACCGAAGUUUACAUUUAACGUGGAUGCUGUAGAGGAACAUCAUGAAAUACACAAAAUAUUUAAAUUACCAAAAAGAAAGAGCGUUAAAAAAAUUUCAAAUAAUAAAGAGAUUAGUUUACCAGAGGGAUUUUUACAAUCCUUACCAAAGGCCAAGACUUCACCUCUCAUCAAAAAAGCUAAACCCUCAAAUUGUGAAGCGGAAAUAUUUACAUUUGAUACAAAAACAGUUAAACAAAAUGAAGAAGAGGAAGUAAAAUCGGUUACUCUUAAAAGUUUACCUUUAAGCAAAAAUAUAAUAAAAGAAGAAGUUUCUAUAGAAAGCCCUAAAGAAAAGAAAAGUCAAUUAAGAGAAGAUAGCAAACAACAAGUUCUUCCAUCAUUAAAAGAAACAAAUAUGAAAACUAAAGUUGAGACAAAACUUGAUGAAGUUGACUCAAAGCAAGUGAAGCAAGAUGUGAAAGCAACAAAAGCUAUACUGACGUCUUCGAUUUCCUUAGAUGCCAACUUAAACAAAAAGGACACUUCACAAACAAAAAAGGUUCUAGAAAAAUCACAAUCGUUAAUUGUAGACGACCAAAACCCUACAAUAAGCCCUGCAAAGGCUUUGAACGUAACCAAGUUGAAGGAGCCAACAAAAGGAAGGCAAGCAAGAAUUGAAAUUACAAAAGUUAUGGAAACAACUACUUCUGCAACAAAAGCCAUACCAACAGUUUUGGAAGCACCGACUGCUGCUGAUGUGUCAAUAGCAAAAACUACAAAUGCCGAUCUAAGAGAUUUGAAAAAGCCACUAUCAGUAAACGCGGAAGAGGUUAACUUAGCUUUAAGUAAUGCAAAGACUUUGAAUAUAACUACUUUAAAAAAGCCAGCACAAGGAAAAGAAACAACAGCUGUUACAUCUACAAAGCCCACUAAUUUAAAACCAACCAAAUCUCUUGAUUCUGCAGUAGAAUCAACUGCAAAGUCUUCUGCAAGUAUUUUGGAAAAAUCACAAUCUCUACAUGUUGAUGAAAAUGAACCGAAAGUGGCUACUCCGAAACCAAUUAGGAAGGGUAUACAAAAAUCUGAAAGUGGUGAAGACUUUUGGUCUCAAAUUGGUUCACGGGAAACACUUUAUAUGACUAAUCGUAAGAAAAAUUUAUAUGACAACCAUUGGCAGAAUUUUGAAACACUUGAAGAAACUCCUAAAGAAACAGAAAGCAAAACUUCAAACGAUAGUGAACAGUUCAAAUUUAGUUCACAGCCAAUUGAAACAAGUCAGAAACAACCUACUGAGGACAAAACAAAAGAUAAUAGCUCAGAAGUUCCAGCUUCAAAAUUGGUUAAACAAAAAGAGUCGAAGGAAGACACAAAACCGGAAAACACACCUACCAAACCCGUAGCACAGGCCGUGUCCGAAAAGCCGACUAACAAAAUUGAUAAACAGAAAGUAACGACAACAAACACACAACCAACAGAAGCUGAAACAAUUGAAUUGUCUACAACAUCGUCGGGACCGAAAAUAAACAUCGGGCAAGUAGCCAAGUCACCUGAACCACAAAACAAAUUCACAACAGAAAAUAUCAGAGAGAAAACGGCUGUUAAUAAUGCAAAUACUUUAGCCAAAAAUGCAAAAUUGGCAACAACAACGACAGCAACGACAGCAACGAAAACAACAACUGCAGCAGUAACGACAGCAGCAAAAGAUACAAGCACAACCAGCAGUAACUCAUGUACAACAACAGAAGGAAAUAAAUCUAUUGCAACAAAACAACAGGAAACGAAAACGAAUAAAUCAGCAGAAUCGAAACAACAACUGAAAUCCAUUGAUACCCAAAAUUCGAGUGAUAAAUCGAAAAUACCAGCAACAAAGGCAAAAGUUGCCGGUAAAAUAAUUAAGAAAUCACCUACAACAGCUGCCAAUGUCAAAACAUCACCCACGGCAGCAAUAAAUGCCGAUCACUUCAUUUCGGUUGCACCAGCGAAAAUCACCACGUCACCAACGAAAAACAAAACUGCGUCACCGACGAAAACCACAACAAACCCGACAACAAGUGCCAGUACAGCGAAGGCAAUUACUACAAUAUCGCCCAAGAAGAAAACAAAGACUUCAGCAACCACAAUACCAACAAAACAAACGCUGACUGAGGCUACGACUACUACUACGACCACGACUACGAUCACGAUCACGACAACGGCGGCUACAACAGCUGCUGUCGCUAUCAAUGAGACUGACAAGAGCAGCAAAGGCAACACCACCAACAGCAGCAACAACGGCAACACUUGCGCCAGCAACAAUUUAUCAAAGUUCGCAACAGUAUCGAAUUUGGCACAGUGUUUACACGACGUCGACGCCGAUCUAGAGGAUUAUAUACCUUCAUCCGCGGGAAAUAGCGACGACGACAGUUCAUUCGAUUAUUCCAGUGCGGACGGUUGUGAAAAUUUAAGUGAAAGCAUGAAAAAGAAACUAAGACAACGUCGAAAAAAGGAAAAAGAAGAAAAAGCGCGUUUCGAUCCGCAGAAAAAAAUAAAAAUCGAUCCCACAAAUAAGUGUUACGUGAAAGAUGAAGCACCACGUUAUCCGCUUGUUGCCACACCGCGUCCGUUGUGGAAACGCGAAAAAAUUGUCUAUCCGGACGAUGAUAGUGAUGAUAGUGAUGAAAGUGGCUCCACCGAUGAAACCGAAGAUAGUGAAGAGUGCACCACAUCCGAAGAGUAUGAGGAUGAUUUAAAUCCUUCCGGUAUGACAUCACUGACAGGUGAUAGCGGAAGCAAUACAUCAAAAGAAAAUUCUGCAAUCAUCCGCAUGAGCACCUGCAGUAAUGAUUCUGGCUUUGAAGGUGGUACUGCGCCUUCAAGCCCCAAAAAGAUGUUAGAAACAUCAUAUACAUAUUCACAGUUUCAAAAGUCUGGCCGAUUCACUGCACCCGCAACAGUUAUACCAAGAUUCAAGAAUUAUACUGUGGAAGAUUUUCAUUUUCUGGCUGUUCUUGGUAAAGGUAGCUUUGGCAAGGUGCUUUUGGCUGAAUUACGUGAUACGACAUAUUAUUAUGCGGUGAAAUGUCUUAAAAAAGACGUCGUCCUUGAAGAUGAUGAUGUGGACUCGACACUAAUAGAGCGUAAAGUUCUGGCCUUGGGUACGAAGCAUCCGUAUUUGUGUCACCUGUUUUGUACAUUUCAAACUGAGAGUCACUUAUUUUUUGUGAUGGAAUAUUUAAAUGGCGGUGAUCUCAUGUUCCACAUACAAGAAAGUGGUCGUUUUUCGGAAGAACGUGCAAGAUUUUAUGGUGCCGAGAUUAUUUCAGGUCUAAAGUUCUUACACAAGAAAGGUAUCAUAUACAGAGAUCUCAAAUUAGACAAUGUGCUGUUAGACUACGAAGGUCAUGUACGUAUUGCAGACUUUGGUAUGUGUAAAUUGCAAAUAUAUCUGGACAAAACGGCGGACAGUUUUUGCGGUACACCAGAUUACAUGGCGCCUGAAAUCAUAAAGGGCGAAAAGUAUAAUCAAAACGUUGAUUGGUGGUCAUUCGGUGUACUUUUAUAUGAAAUGCUAAUUGGACAAUCUCCAUUUAGUGGUUGUGAUGAAGAUGAGCUCUUCUGGUCUAUUUGCAAUGAAAUUCCAUGGUUUCCUGUAUAUAUAUCAGCUGAGGCAACUAGUAUACUCAAAGGUCUUUUAGAAAAAGAUUACACAAAACGUGUUGGCUCACAAUAUAGUCCUGCUGAAAAAACCGCCAAAACAUUUCGGCAGAUGCAGCGACUAAUUGGUCAAAAACUUGGAGAAUAA